Molecule: messenger RNA, 4706 nt
Organism: Trematomus bernacchii (emerald rockcod)
Lineage: Eukaryota; Metazoa; Chordata; Actinopteri; Perciformes; Nototheniidae
Gene: deptor
Product: DEP domain containing MTOR-interacting protein
Exons: 10
Coding region: 364-1569 (401 amino acids)
Biological process (GO): intracellular signal transduction; negative regulation of TOR signaling
Molecular function (GO): protein binding
Source: RefSeq, a predicted model, not a curated record
UGCGCCGUGGAGAAAAACGUGCAUGCAUCUCGUGUGGUGUGUCAUUGACAAACAAACCGAGCCAACGCUCACAGAAACGCUUCUCUGUGUUUUAUACAACUGCUGCAUACAAAUAGCACCAAAAAAAGAGGGAUUCAUAAAGGGCUCGCGGCAUGCAUGCACGCGUUACUGUGCGCGCGGAUAUUCGAAGGUGUUGGAGGUUUUCGAGUAAUUAAAAGUGGACCUAUGGAGCUGCUGCUGGCACACGGAGGGCUGGGCUGUGACUUCUGACUGCCUGCAUUGUUGCAUGUUUCCUCGAAUGGAAUAAUUGUCCUCCUCAUUCAUCAAAGGAAUAUUAUUGAUUGACCCUCCGUUUCACUCUCAAUGGUGCUUGAAGGAGAGAUGGACGGCAUCGGGAACAACAUGCAGAAGAAGGCUGCAGAGCUGGAGCGGCUCGCCGAGGUGCUCGUCACCGGAGAACAGCUGAGGCUGAGGCUCCACGAGGUGAAGGUGAUCAAGGAUCGGCGGCACCACCUGCGAACUUACCCAAACUGCUUUGUGGCCAAAGAGCUCAUCGAUUGGCUGAUCGAACACAAGGAGGCCUCCGACCGAGACACGGCCAUCACGAUCAUGCAGAAGCUUUUGGACCAGAGCAUCGUUCACCACGUGUGUGACGAGCACCGGGAGUUCAAAGACCUGAAGCUGUUUUAUCGCUUCCGGAAAGACGACGGCACGUUCCCGUUGGACAGUGAGGCCAAAGUCUUCAUGAGGGGGCAGAGGAUCUAUGAGAAGUUGAUGAACACAGAAAACACCUUGUUACAAACCAGGGAGGAAGAGGGCGGCACGUAUGAGCGAGCGCUGGUGGGCUCUGAGUUCAUUGACUGGCUGCUGCAGGAGGGCGAGAUGGCGGCCAGGGAGGAGGCGGAGCAGCUGGGGCGCAGGCUCCUGGAACAUGGCAUCAUCCAGCACGUCACCAACAAACACCACUUUGCCAACGGGCCCCUGCUCUUCCAGUUCAGGAUGAAUUUCCGGAGACGACGGCGGUUGAUCGAACUUCUUCACGAGCGCAGCCGCUGCAUCCCCGAGAGUCACGACAGCCCCUUCUGUCUCCGCAAACAGAACUCAGAUGGAGGCAACAACAGCUUCCUCUCAGUGAGUCCCACUAAAGAGAUUAAGGUGACGGUGGGAGUCCGGCGGAGCAGCAUGAGCAGCAGCUGUGGCAGCAGCGGGUAUUACAGCAGCAGUCCCACGCUCAGCAGCAGUCCACCUGUGCUUUGCAACCCCAAAUCUGUUCUGAAAAGGCAAGUGAGCCCAGAGGAGCUGCAGACACUAGGAGGAUCUUUUAUAAAGAAGACAUUCACUAUUGUGGGUGAUGCUGUGGGCUGGGGCUUCGUGGUGCGAGGCAGCAAACCCUGCCACAUCCAGGCUGUGGAUCCCGGUGGACCUGCAGCUGCUGCUGGCAUGAAGGUGUGUCACUUCGUGGUGUCGGUGAACGGGUUGUGCGUCCUCUCUCACGACUACCGGACCGUCAGCAGCCUGAUCCUAACCGGGCCCCGGACAAUCGUCAUGGAGGUGAUGGAGGAGUCAUAAUGUCGAGGAGAGCCGCGACUGAAUCCCUCACAGACGAGUAGUGCAGUAACAACGGCGGCACUUGAAGGUUUAGUCCUUGACCUCCAAAACCACAACAGGACAGAGCAACAUGGACGACUUUAAGGCAUACUCUUUCAGUUCCAAAGGUGGAGGACUGAGACACAGAGUAUGUCCAAGAAAGUGGUCUUUAAGUGAAGUAAAUUAUUAUACCUGCAGACCUAACAUACUGGUGGUACUUCAGUUUUUUCUUUGAAUUUACAGGUGCACGCAUAAAACAAGUAAAGGGUAAGAUCCAAAGUGCCCUCAAAGACUCACACAAAGAGUUUUAAUAGAGAAGCUACUUUAUGUGUGAAAUAGGAAGCCCAUGUUUCCUGGGUUUGUUUCGAAACCAGAACGGUUUCAUGAAUCUGUGGCUGAACAUGAAGAGGAUUCAAAGGAUGAGUGAUCAAGAUGGUCAUACGAGUACAAGCAGAUACUUUAACUAUAUGAAAGAAUAUUUCAUGCUGACACAUUUGAUGACCUCUCCCCCAGUUAGUUUCCAAACCUGAGCGAAGGUUCCUGGUAGCUGAGUGCUGCCCUCUGGAGGGAGAGGCAGGAAGACACACAGCUACACACUACAGCUUCCUGCAUCAGAAGUCUUUGGUUUAAGGUGAUUUUUCCUGUUUGGGGAACCAGUGUCAUUUAGAAAAAAGACACAUUUCUUCCCUUGUCGUGUUAAAGAAAUUAACAAAUCAAUUGAAACCCUGGUAGAUUUACCUGUAGCUGUUAGGUAUUAGUUAGUUUACCUAAUAAAAACUCAGUGCUAAACUCUGUGACAUUAACAGGCACAAUGUAUAUAGAAAAGUUAGGAAAGACUUAACGCACAAACAACCUAAAGAAGUUCUGCUUUAGAAGAAACCUUAAUGUGUACAUUUAAAGAAGCAACAUCACUUCUAUUUAACAUUAUUUGAAAACAAGAAAUGUCCACAAUAACAUAGGUCAUUGUUUGUUUAUAAAAACAGAGAUCGACUCUAUUAAACAUACUAUUGAGGUUUUGAACUUACAAAUAUUAGUAAAAAAUAAGUAAAUAUUUGUAAGGUGCGUUACAUUUAUUGCUGAAAACACAAAAUGUGGUGCAUUUUGUGCCAGUAACAAUGACACAAAUCUAUAAUUACCCUAAACUAUAAUUGGAUUUGUGUUAUUACAACCAGAUUUAAUUAGGAAGCUUUUUUUUUGUAGAUUUAAUUGACUUUAAAUAUAAAAAUGGUCUCUGUAUUUUUUUUUUUUUUUAACAAUUAAAGAGUGAAUAACUAUUAGAGCACUCGAGCUAUUAGAACAUUUGUUUUAAAUUGACAAAAGCACUUAAGUGACAAAAAGCUUUCUUCUUAAAAACAGAAUUUAGAUUUGUAAUAUCCGUAUGCAUUAAUGCAUAGACUCUGGAAAGGUUUUUGUUGAUUUUUAACAAACAUAUUUUAAUGCUGUGAGAAACACAAACAAAUAAAUGUUUAACUGAACUGCAGCAUAGCAGGCUCGACGUUUAGAUAAAUCAAUUUGUACGUACUUAGCCUCAAAGAAAUCGUCAGAAUUAGCUGUAUGUUUGUAGCCUCCCCCCCCCCCCCCCCCCAUGUGCAAAGACAUACAUGCAUGAGAAGACCAUAUUACUUGUUAGUUUUAGACAAAAGAACACUGCCUGGUUCAUUGAAUUUAGUCAAGUGAAAUAUUAUUUAAUACAAAUGCAGUACAUUUUUUCUAUUCAACAUUGACAUGAUAUUUUCAGGAAAUCUUUAUUGCCAAACAUACUGUACUUCACAGUAAACUGCCUCUUAGUCUCUGAAGUAAGUCAUUCAGAGGACUUCUCAUUGGUUUUCCCUCAAUGUGCUUCGAUGUUGUGCGCAGUGAAAUGCAUGAUUGUGAUGUAAAUGUGUGCUUAUGUAGCAUUAGCUUCUAAUCCAAAGCACUUCUUCUCUCUAUUGACUUGUAGGACUGAGUUAUCAGACAAAUAAUUUCAAAUUUAAAGUAGAGAUUUUGGCCUUUGUUUUCCAACAUGCUUUCCCAUUUUCUAGGUACAAUAUUGUAAUGUAACUUCCUCAAUAGUUAUAGACUAUUUUACAGACAUAAGUGAUUAUCUCUGGUUGAUAAAGGGUCAUGACAUUUUGUCUCACUUGCUCACAAAAUUCACCCCCUCAUUUUGUUGGGUGAUGACAUACUAUUUUAACACGAAGUUCUUGGGUCUGUUGUUUUGGGUUUGGAGAAGAUAUAAAAGACCCUGAGAUUUCAAUAUUCUUGAAUACCUUUUCAGAUUUGUCCAUAUAGCAGGUAACAUGACAAAAAUAGUUUUCAGACAUGAGUGAUGCUUCAAUCAAGGUUCUUCAUUAGUCUACUGUAGACAUUUCAUUAACGGCUCAUAUCUAAACUCGGCAUGUGUUCAGUUUUUCUUUCAUAUAGAAAUCGCCUUCCUGCAGUAUUAGCUCUUUUACCUGGAAAUAAGCUGUAGGGUUGGAAGAUGGAAAAUGUUUCCUGAUUGUCCGCAGGCAAGUGGACAAGUUGACUGUUUUAGAAAAUGGAAAUAUGCAGAAUAAGUAUGAAAGUGUCAAAUGUUUCCCUUCAGGUGGAUUUAAAAGUCUUUAAGGAGUUCUUUGUGGUCGUUGGCAGAAACGGGUUUGCUGACUUUUCACUGCAUUUGCCUUAAGACAUCAUUUUGCUGCUAACCCCAGUUUGAUGCUCAUCUAAUCUCCUGUUCUGUUCCCAGAUCUUUGUAUCCCUGACUGUUUUGAAAGUUGUACCAGGUAAUCAUGCCUCAGUUCUGUUGACAAUCAGUGUUUUAUGGACACCAACUCCAAAAUAGCACAACAGUGGUUUAAAUAUUGCCUGACAGAAUGUAUUCCUACAUUGUGCUGUUGAUAUUCUCAGUAUUACACCUUAACUUUGACGAUUACUUCACUCAUUUAAUUAAAGGGAUCUUUUUCUUCAGGUUCACUUCAUGAUGGCGCAAACAUUUUCAGUGUUUUUGUUUUCUCCGCUAUCAGAGAUUGAAUGUUAGGUUUGCGACAAUAUAAGCUAACAGUAACUGUCUGUUUUUGACAAAGCAGCUAAAGCUCAGUCUGAUGUUCUGAUGUAUUAAACAGUUGAUUAAAUGUUUAAUAAACAAGUUGAUUCUA